Candidula unifasciata is the source of this 1480-nucleotide messenger RNA. The record is from the annotation of a GenBank genome assembly. NCBI's taxonomy places the organism in Eukaryota, Metazoa, Mollusca, Gastropoda, Stylommatophora, Geomitridae.
UACACCGUUCCGGACAACCAAUUCAACAUAUAUUCCCCACUCAGCCAGUCUCAGUUCACACAAAUUCCACAAUCAUACUCCACCGGUCCCACUCCGUACUCCUCAACUUCCGCUCAUCAGUAUUUCCAGGAUUCACCAGGAAUUCCUCAAAGACACUCAGGAAAUUUAGGACAGGUUUCCAUGAAUAAAACAAUGCUAAUGGAGCCGAUAAGCCACAAUUUAAACAUUGCAAUGGAAAAAAUGGGCAUGAAGGAAAGUAAGAGUGGAUUGCCGCCUCCGCCGUCAAUAUCGUCGUGUGAUAGCCGACCCAUGUCGCAGUGUGAGAGUCUCCAGAACAGUAGGCAGUCGGUGAUUUCCGUUCAGUUACCAGGGAAUGUGGACUCGGAGGCUGUGACCUGGAGUACCUUCAACCAUACUGGGGGACGUCUGGUACUACCUGAGUCAGGUGUGAUGCUGACCGUUCCAGAAGGGGCCAUCCAGAAGGGCCACGUGGAAGAGCUGUACAUGGCCGUCUGUAGGGACGACAAGGACAGGCCCAGACUGGCAGAACAUCAGACUAUCCUGAGUCCAGUGAUCCUGGUGGGUCCACCCAGCGUCCAGCUGAUGAAGCCAGUGGUCAUCUCUUUCCAGCACUGCGCUAACAUGCGCCAAGGAGGCUGGGUGCUCUCUGUCUACAAAAGUGAAUCUCCGAUUGAUGAGCCCCCUUACUGGGCGAGAGUGGUUGUUCUUGGCCACGAAGGCAUCAAUUGUCCCAUCUACACACAGCUGGAUCCAAACCAGUGCCAUGUGAUGACGGAGUUCCUCAAUCGCUACACGCUGAUCGGAGAAUCAGUGCCUGGGGGUCGUGCCCUCAAGAUCUACAGAUUAGCCGCCUUUGCCCCUGCUGUGCCUCCAUCUGUUGAUUACAGCAUUCGUGUGUAUGUGGUCGAGGACACCUUUGAUGCAUUGGACGGUGUCAUUCAGGUGGAGAGAAAACUCGGUGGCAAACUUCUAGACAAACCAAAACAGAUUCCAUUCCAAGAUGGUGGCAACAACUUGUGCCUCACAAUAGAGGAACUCUCCUCAGGCUGGAGGAGCAAACUGGCUGCUAGUUACCAGGAGAUUCCUUUCCGUCACAUUUGGAGCGGAAAUCAGAAUAACCUUCACUGCUCGUUCAGUCUGGAGCUGGUGGAGAGAUCUGUCAGCAAACUUGCUUGUAAGAUACAGGUCUAUCAGAAAGCCAUACUCAGCAAUAGACAGACCCUUCUCAUCAACUGUAACCUGAAAGAUAGUUCCUCCAACUGCCCAGGAGCAAACAAUACCUUGAAGCAAAGGGCCUCGACCGUCAACACGGCCAUUUCCACUGCAAGUUCAGGCUUUCACUCGAUGGUAACCCUAGAUCCCUCAGUGCAAGUCUUCAGAUGUCCUGGUGUGUGUAGACAGAACAGUUGUCCUAGUGUGUGUAGACAGAACAGUUGUCCUGGUGUGUGGAGACAGAACA